Paramecium sonneborni is the source of this 588-nucleotide messenger RNA. Lineage: Eukaryota; Ciliophora; Oligohymenophorea; Peniculida; Parameciidae. The record is from the annotation of a GenBank genome assembly.
GUUUAUAUUGGGAUACUAAUUUAAACAAAUUUCUAAGGACUAAAUUCUUCGUAACACAAUGUAAGAAUAACAAAAUCUCUUAUAUAUCUAAAAAUGGAUAAAUAAUGCGAAUGUAAUCGUUUAUUUCAAAUUAAAAUUAGUGACCAAAUCAGAGAUCAAUACCUUUAAUAUAAAAUCCUUACUAAUAUAGAACAUAUAAAAUUCCUUAAAUGGAUAGGUUAAUAUGGAAAUAAUUAAUAAAAAAUUGGAAGGUGGAGAGCUUUUUGGCAAGGUGAAGCUUUAAUUGGUAUUGGAGGAACAUACUUAGAUGAUGGAAAAAAAAUAGGGACAAUGGCAUGAACUAUACUAAAAUUACUCCAAGUAUUCAUAAUUUUAAUUUAAAAAGGAAAUUUUAAGUGUGUGAAUUUGGAGAAUAUUUAAAUGAUUAAAGAAUCAAAUAAUGGAAAUACAGCCUUGGGAAUGAAGAAAUGUAAAUUAUAAGUAGUAUAUUAGUGGGGGUGGAUUAUAUGAUGAUUAAGGAAAGCAAGGAUAAUGGAUUGAAUUGGCCAAUAAUUUUUAAGUGUAAAUAUGAAAAAAAUUUAUAAACUA